Molecule: messenger RNA, 1110 nt
Organism: Diaporthe citri
Lineage: Eukaryota; Fungi; Ascomycota; Sordariomycetes; Diaporthales; Diaporthaceae
Exons: 5
Coding region: 1-1110 (369 amino acids)
Source: RefSeq, a predicted model, not a curated record
AUGUCGUCCUCGUCGACGCUUGUGGGCGCCGCCCCGGCCCCCUCGGGUGUGGCGCCGAACUUUGAAGAGCCUGCGGACGUCCUCCGAACGGUCAACUAUGUCACCCAGGCCCUGAGCAUACUGUUCGUGACGGUGUUUAUCGGACUCAAGCACUAUGCCAAGUCUAGUGUCCUGCGCGGGACAUGGAAUCUCGAAGACUACAUCACAUACUUGUCAUAUAUCCUGUUCAUCGGGUACUGUGUUGACAGCAUCUUUGCAUCUGUAUAUGGCGGCGGCAUUAAUCAAUGGGAGGUAACGACGAUACAGCUCCCAUACUUUUUAAAGGCCGGAUAUGCGGCGACCAUUUUCUACCCCCCGAUGGCCCUCAGCGUCAAGAUGGCGCUGCUCCUGAUCAUCGCCAGGGUCUUCGGGUCGGUACACAAGAAGACCAUCAUGUGUAUCUACAUCUUCAUGGGCCUGUUGGGCGGCUACUACUUCAGCGCCCUGGUCGUGAAGAUCAGGAUCUGCUGGCCGAUCCACGCCUACUGGGAGGGGGACAUGAGCAAGUGCCUGGACCAGCGGGCCAUCAUCAUCGCCGACGCCAUCGUCAGCGCCGUCAGCGACCUGGUCAUCCUGCUGCUGCCCACGCCGCUCACGUGGUCGCUGCAGCUGCCGCUGAGGAAGAAGCUGCGCGUGGCGGGCAUCCUGUGCGCGGGCGGCAUCGCGACCGCUUUCUCCAUCUACCGGCUCGGGAUGAUUGUUGCCGAGGGCAGCUCGCCCAACCAGACAGUUGUGUUUGUCAAGGUCAUUCUCUCUGGCAACGCAGAAGUAGGCCUAGGGAUAAUCUGCGCCUGCCUCCCAGCGGUGACGGCGCUCUAUACGCGGCGCAAGGGCGGCAGCGGGUACAAGUCGGGCGGGUACCACUCGGGGGCCUACGGCAACCGGUCCAAGUCGGACGCGGCGGGAUUGUCCAAGAACAAGAUCUACGUCAACCACUCGAUCCACAUAGGCACGGUACCACGGGGCGAGGACGAGGAGCAGAGGGGGUCAGCAGACCAGUGGAGCAGGAGCCAGGACCAGAUCGAGCUUGUCACCAACGCGCAGGGGGUCUCCGAGUCGAAGUGGACGUGA